AAAAGACGAGAAUGACCAUGUUCUUUGUUCGCGUUCAAUAGUAUUGGCGAGGAGGGUAUUUUGGUAAAUUCGAGCUUCUUCUGCUUCGUCUUCUCUCUCUCCAAUUAGAUAGAUCCUUUCGUCUCGAUCGAUCAAUAUCCAUUGUUUCUUCCUCAGAAGCUCCACAAAUUCAUAUAUAUAAAAGAGGAUGGAGAAUGGUGGUCAGUAUGAUAAUGGGAGGUUCAAACCCGAUUACUUAAAAGGUGCACAAUCUGUGUGGAAUAUGAUGCCUCAGCAUCAGAUUAAGGAACAACAUAAUGCCUUGGUGAUGAAUAAGAAGAUCAUGUCCAUCCUUGCUGAGAGGGAUGCAGCUAUACACGAAAGAAACCAAGCUGUCUCUGCCAAAAAAGAAGCAGUUGCGGCCAGGGAUGAAGCGCUUCAGCAACGUGACAAAGCUCUUUCUGAGAGAGAUAAAGCCUUGAUAGAGAGAGACAAUGCUUAUGCUGCGCUUCAACACCAUGAGAAUAGUCUCAACUUUGCUUUGUCCGGUGGGAAACGCGAUGACGGAGAUGAUUGUGUCGGUGUUGAACCCCACAAACUUGCAGUCUUCCCGUUAUCAGCUAUUCCACCCGAGGUUACCAGCACUACUAAGGUGGCCAAAAGGAAGAAGGAGAGCAAGCAGGGACAAGUAAAGAUAAAAAAAGUUGGUGAAGAUCUGAACCGUAGAGUUGCUGCUCCUGGAAAAAAAUCUAGAAAAGAUUGGGACAGCCUAGAGGUCGGUUUAAAUUUAGUCACCUUUGAUGAGACGACAAUGCCAGUACCGAUGUGCACAUGCACAGGCUCUGCACGUCAGUGUUACAAAUGGGGAAAUGGCGGCUGGCAAUCAUCUUGUUGCACAACCACCUUAUCUCUGUAUCCUUUACCACAGAUGCCAAACAAGAGGCAUUCUCGGAUGGGCGGUAGGAAAAUGAGCGGAAACGUCUUCUCGAGAUUACUCAGCCGUUUAGCAGCAGAAGGAUAUGACCUCUCUUGUCCUGUUGAUCUUAAGGACUAUUGGGCUAGACACGGGACAAACCGCUACAUCACUAUCAAGUAGCCUCUAUAUAUGGUCUACAGAAGCCAAGUAUGUUUCCGCUUUUUCUUUCUUCUUUUAAGGUUAGGUGUUGUCUUUUGUCUCUAUUGUUCAUAGUUCGUUGUUGUGUAUGUUACAAUAUUAUUAUUAUGUUAACUAUCUUUUGAAUGGGCAAAAAUGGUUUGGCAUAAGGAAA
Messenger RNA from Camelina sativa (false flax), 1247 nucleotides. RefSeq names its product protein BASIC PENTACYSTEINE4. NCBI's taxonomy places the organism in Eukaryota, Viridiplantae, Streptophyta, Magnoliopsida, Brassicales, Brassicaceae. Gene Ontology annotation, molecular function: DNA-binding transcription factor activity; sequence-specific DNA binding. The record is from RefSeq and is a predicted model, not a curated record. Gene Ontology annotation, cellular component: nucleus. Gene Ontology annotation, biological process: response to ethylene.